Molecule: messenger RNA, 1392 nt
Organism: Ciona intestinalis (vase tunicate)
Lineage: Eukaryota; Metazoa; Chordata; Ascidiacea; Phlebobranchia; Cionidae
Product: protein AAR2 homolog
Biological process (GO): spliceosomal tri-snRNP complex assembly
Source: RefSeq, a predicted model, not a curated record
AGAAUCAACUAAUUUGAAAAAAAGUAAAUUACUUUUAAGGAGUUCGUUGAAACAUGGAUCAAGAAACAGCAAAAGCUUUAUUUAAAGAAGGAGCGUGCUUAUUGCUGCAAGGAGUUCCUGAAGGGACAGAGUUUGGGAUGGACUGGAACUCAUGGAGCAUUGGACCUAAAUUUGAAGGUGUAAAGAUGGUCCCACCGGGAAUUCACUAUGUUUUCUACAGCGCCGUUUCGCAACUUGAUGGACACCAAGCGCCGCGAACGGGUUUCUUUCAUGAUUUUAAACGACAAGAAAUUGUUGUCAAAAGAUGGCUGCCUGAAAGUGAAGAAUUAUUGGAUCAACCUAAAUCGGCUGAGGAAAAACAACAAAUAAAAAUGAAUUUGGUGAAUAUGGAUAAAAAUCUUGCACCUUACCCAUAUGAAACAUUAAAGAAAUGGAUAUCGAUGAGUAACCAUUGCACACCACAUCUUGUUGAUAAAUUGUCGCCAGAGUGUGGUAUUAUAACUUCAGUUCUGGAAAUGUUUCCCUCAUCAGGCCGCUCUAAGGAUAAUAUUGGUAAAGACGGACUUCCGUUAUUGACUGUAAAUCCUACAACUGUCAUAAGGUUUUCCAAGAUCCCAGAACUUUGGUACCCAGAGGGUGCAGAAGCUGCAGAAAUUACUAAACAUUCUAUGGAUUCAUCUUAUGUCAUGAAGGCUAUUAUAUCAUGUUAUCAUGAUCCUAUGAACUUGCUGGGUGAACUACAGUUCUCAUUUUUAUGUUUUAUUUUGGGGCAGGUCAUGGAUGCUUUUGAUCAUUGGAAGAAAUUGGUUCGAAUUAUUUGUUAUUGUGAAAACUCAUUGCAUGAUCUCCAAAAUUUUUAUUUACUAUUAAUAUCAGUUCUUUAUCACCAAAUUGUUGAAAUUCCAUCAGAUUUUUUUGUUGACAUAACUUCAUCAGACAACUUUCUUAUUGUAGCUUUAUCUCGUUUGUUUUCUAACAUUGACUCAACAGAUGAUACUGAAUUAAAGCAACGUGCUGUCUUGUUUCGAAAACAUCUUACAAAAAAAUUAAAAUGGAAAUUUAACCAUGAACCAGAUGAUUGUAAACCUGUUGUAGUUAAAACCUGAAAAUUUCAUAUUUGUUUGAUUGUUAGUUCAUACCAACAUAGUUCCAUGUCAACCUAUUUUUUUCUUAACUUGACCAGUUUACCACCUUACUUCUGACCCCUAUCCACAAAUCUGUGAAACAAAUGUUGCCUAAUUGGUCGUGAUUCUUGUUUCAUACCAUUUUCAUAGGUUUUGUACUCCUGGCUUUCGUAUAUACAGGUCAACUUAUUUCAUAUGAAAUAGUUGAUUCUUCAAUACUGAACCUUGUUCGCUUCAGCAAACAGUAAACACAUAUGUAUGAAAACAA